AUGCAAGCUUCUACCGACUCAGUCAUGCGAUCAGCGUCCACUUUCAACCUCCCCUCAGCCAUGUCGAGGCUUGCGGCGUCACCCCGAUAUCUCAGGUGUAAAGCUCAGGAUUCGUGAGGCUUGAGGUCAGACGCUGACUAAUAUCUGCGUCUCUGUGUGGGAAUCAAUCAAUCAGGCUGCUUUCGGAUCAAGUGUUCAAUUACCGUAAGCAAAAUAGUCAAACCCGGCGGAUCGAGCACCGAAUAGAUGUCAGACUGCUGUGCCUUUCCUGAUGUUUGGGGGUCUGUAGAUAUGGCGGAGAUCACAGCGCUACUGUAUCCCAACCUUGCCGCCCUUAUGGCCGCAUUCAUCACUACCAAGUCCUACAUCGGCCUCGUUCAAGGCGUGGCGGCGCUGUGCGUUCUCUUGCUCAUCGAGACUUUCAUGGAGCUUAUUCUUUACGUGGUCGGCUUUUCAACACCUCAGUUUGGAAAAAUCUGGGAGUACGUGUGUGUAUGGGUGUGUGUAUGCAGAUAUUGCUGAGAACGAACAAUCUUUCCUUGUGUCGAGCAACGUUUGAGCCGGGGGUCAUGAAAGUGAGAAUUCACGCCCUGCUGUGGAUUUGUCUCGUCGUUUUCUCGUACCUUUCGGCGGACUUCCUUGGAUACAUCGGCACAGGAAUGAGAUACCAGAAGUGGGCCGGCGAGCGCUGGUCGGUACACUGCAAAGAGACCUGCAUUUGCAGUGCAAAGUGACCAUCGGUCCUGUCUCUUUUUUCGGAUGCCUUUAGGAAGGACCACUGCCCACACUUCUCACUAGUGUGGACGGACUGA
Molecule: messenger RNA, 812 nt
Organism: Vitrella brassicaformis
Lineage: Eukaryota; Vitrellaceae
Source: the annotation of a GenBank genome assembly